AUGGAAGACGAUGUGACGAUUUUUGGCGAUAUUAUUGAUAAACUUUUCAAUACUUUUAGUGGCGUUGUUGAAAGAGAUGUAAUUGAAGCUGUUGUUAUUAGCUAUAAUGGUGAUCUUAAGCAAUCAGCCAAUGCAAUUAUGAGUUUCAUAGGUGACAAUACUGAAGCAUCGGGGUCACAACAGACAUCACAAUUUCAUGAUGAAUAUACUUCUACUCGUGUUCCUGAGACUUCUAAUAAUAUGAAUACUACGGAACCAAAGAUGUCUUACUCUAGUAUAUCUCAUAAUGUGCAACCCCAUACACAAAAUAUAAAGAAAAUUACACAAAUUGGAAUAAACAUGCAAGAUGUGAGCAAACUAGUGACCCAAUGUAAUAAUGGUUGGAGGGUCUUAGUUUUAUUAAGAGGUCCACCUGGCUGUGGUAAGACGCACCUAGCUCGGGAAAUACUGAAUAUGACUGUUGGUGAUACACACAUAAAAGAGAAACACCUCCUGAGUACUGAUGAAUAUUACAUGUUACGAGGAGUGUAUCGCUUCGACAAGUAUAAGCUACAAGAUGCCCAUUUGUGGAAUCAAUGUAGAGCAUUUAGAGCAAUGACAAGUGGCGUAAGUCCUGUCAUAAUUGACAACACAAACAUUGAGCCGUGGGAAAUGGAGCCCUAUGUAAGGGCUGGAGUUUGCAAUGGUUAUUUUAUACAUGUCAUUUAUCCCAAAACUCAUUGGGCGAGAAAUGCAUAUCAACUCUUUAAAAGAAAUUCUCAUAAUGUACCAAUUCAUACAAUAAAACGAAUGGUGGAUAAUAUGCGGGAAGGUAUAACUGGUGAGGAAAUGAUGAAAGGCUUAGGAAUACAAUAUUCGGCAGAUAUGACGCCGCCAGUUUUUAGGUUAUAUCCGGAGUUGCUACCACCCACAGUAGCAUCUCUUCAAAGAAGUGAAAGUGAAUCUAAUAAUGGCAACCAACAAAACCAAACCCUAAGAAAUGAGGGUUCAAAUAUUACAACCCCAGACCCUGAUUCUCAUUCAAUUGAAAACCGUGUAUUGGAAUCAGAAGAAAAGCUUUCAGAUCCUUUAGAUAUCAACUGUCACAUUGAAGAGACAUCAGAUAACAACAGCUCCAAUCUUAAAACAGAAGCUGCAUCUUCUGAUGUCCUCUCUACAGACUGUGUUGAUAUUGAAAAACGUAUAGAAGAGAUUGAAAAAUUAGAGCAAGAAUGGGAUAAUGGAGAAAACUGGGAUGAAACUAAGAAACUUGCAGUAUUAAAUUCCGAAAAAGCAACAACAUCAAGUCCUGGAAUGGCUGAAUCUUCAACAUCUAAACCUCAGAGAAAAAGGCAAAUAGAGAAAUCACCGAAAGUUGUCUCUGACCAACUUGUAAUCCCUGCAGUACAUUCAAAUGAUUGGAGCAGGUUCCUAACGGUGGACACUGAAACCCCCCCUGAGAUUCUUACAGAGGAUACAUUAGCUCCAGAAAAAACAUCUAGGAGUACGUGUAUCGAAGCCGGGGAUAUGGAUUUCUCUCAAAUUAAAGACCAAUACAAAGUUAUUUUCGGUAAACCGUGGGACAUAAAUGUAUUUACUAUUGAGAAAAAAGAAAAAAUACCUAUAAAACGAAUGCUCGAUAAAGGGACUACCACGAGUAAUGAAAUAAUUUCUAUGGAGCCCUUUAGAUGUCAAAACGCGGAACAGCAUUUCAAAGCUUUCAGAAAGAUGUUUACCAAUAUUCCUUCUACAGAACUAAGGGAUAUUUUUGAAAACUGUUGUGGCGAUGUUAACUGGGCUGUCGAAAUCGUAAUAGAUGGCAUGACCAACAAUCAAUUUUGUUCAAUUCAAGAAGAGGCCUCAUCGGACGAUGAGGAGGAUGCAGAAAACGUCGAGCAGUGCGGGUGCCUCGCCGCAUAUAACAUCAUACCUGAUCAUCGUCCAGUCAUUCAGGAAAACAACCCCAUAGUAACAAAAGUCAGCGCGGAAAGUACGCCAAAAGCGACACCUAAAAGAACACGCAGAGAUGCAGCCGUCUCUGACGCUUCAUUACAAUUGAAGCGUCAAAUUGAAGAAAAUAUAGUAAUUUCUGAAAAUCAUUAUUCCGAGCAUCAUUUAAAGAUGAAGAACGCACGUAAUGGCGAACCAUGCACGAGCUCAACUGCUGAUGGCACUCAAGAGAAUCAACAGAUCCACUCGACUGCCAAUUUGCCGACCACUUCUGGCUUGUCAAAUAAUGCAAGAGACGAGAUAUUGCAUUCGGACACAUCGGACGACGACGACACCGGCUCUUCCACAUCACCGUGUGAUGUCGUGAAAUCUAUUACCAUUAAUGUUGGAAUGGAUUUUAUAAAGCAGUUGGACGGGAUUUUCGGUCGAGAAGGAAUGAAGUACCCUGAAAAUAUUGAGCCAAAAUUAGAGGUGCCAGUGACCAUUUUGAACGAAAUCAAUGCCUUGUGGAUGGAGUCGAUGAUGCAUCAGGUCGAGAAAGAUUCGAAACAAAGCCAAGAAAUGAUCGAGCAGGAUGCAGAUUUCGCCAGGUUACUAGUUGCGAAAGAAGAGGAAAUGCUCCUGAACGGCAAGGAGCCGGAAGUCCCGGAUUUCAAAGAAAUCAUGGACUUGGAUUUCGCUCUUUCGUUGUACCAAAAGGACAUUGCCGAAUGGCGCAACAGAGAGCCACCGGAUUUGGCGGCAAAGAUGACGAGGGAGAAACUAUACAACCUGUUCCCGGACGUGGCUCCCGAUAUUUUGUCGGAGCUCUUGAUGGCGCACGACAACAAUUUUCGAAAUACUGUAGAGGCCCUCUUAAUGUCGACGGGGAGGUCCAACAUUCUAGAAAUGAAGAAUGGUGUCAAUAAGUUCGUAAUGGAAAAAGAGAUGGACAGGAAGAAGCGUUUGGUUGAAGAACAGCGUAAGGCUCUGUCCGAAGUGGAAUGGCCGUUACUUCCGAUGCAACCGAACCUUACGAUGGCAGACGUGGAACGAUUUAGGGAAGAGGCGAAUGGACAUCUGGCAGUAAGAGAAAAGAACUACCGCAAGGCGCAGGAGUACAUCCAGCGCGGGAUGCUGCCCGUGGCCUCUUACUACUCGGAGCUGGGAGCCAUGCACACGGCGCUCCACGAGCAGGCUAACAGCAAGGCCGCCAACUCACUGGUUUACGUGAACGCCCAGCGCUGCAAGAAUAACGCGACCAUCGACCUGCACCACUGCCGCGUCGGCGAGGCCCGUCAGUCCCUGGACCUGUUCUUAGACGUUCAUAUCAGAAAGCUCAAGGAGAUCAACGGCCGCAACGGGGUCACCGCCCACACGCUCUUCUUCCUCACGGGAAGAGGCAAGCACAGCCCCGCGGGGCCCAAGGUCAAGCCGGCCGUCAUGCAGCGCCUCAAGCAGAGGGGCCUCGCGUUUUACGAGUUGAACCUAGGUUUGUUGGCCGCCAAAGUCACCGCUAACCACCCUUUGACGGACGAGAUCACCUCACGGGCUAAACCAACGGAUUGA
This is a messenger RNA of Pieris macdunnoughi, 3477 nucleotides long. NCBI's taxonomy places the organism in Eukaryota, Metazoa, Arthropoda, Insecta, Lepidoptera, Pieridae. The record is from the annotation of a GenBank genome assembly.